UGAUACCCGGGUCUACCUAACGCUUCUCAUACCAUCAUUUUCCUAGAAUCACCCCAGAGAUCGCCAAUUCAAAUGAAAACCCCAAAAUGCCACCGUACAAGCCCUCACCGCACCGCUUCUUAGCGCCAUCGACAGCGCCACCUCAGAAGUCGCGUCCGAAGCCGCAAUCGAGCCUCCGCCACAGCAUCACCGCCUCGACACCAUCCCAUGCCUUGGAGCUCAGCGCAAUCGAGACACCCCUUCGAACAAAACCGACCAGAACCCUACUAUCUACAGUCACACCGGCAAAGCGCUUCGUAAUUACACCGUCGCGAAGCAGAAUAGACAGCCGGAUCGGAAAGAGCAAGCAGAAGCACGAUGCAGUCCACGACGAAGACGAUGAUGGCGAUACACCACAUUUCGAGCAUACGCCGCGAUUCACUCAACCGAGGAGGAAAUUGCAGCGUAUAGAAAGCAUAGAGGAGACAUCCCAGGAAAGCCCCUCCGCGUCACUUGAGAACAGUGACUGCAAUGCUAGCGACGACGUCGACAUCGCGCAAACGAUCGAGCAAUCGCAGACAUUCGCUCCAGAAGAGGAAGUGAAUAAAGCCGAGGAGGAAGACGAGAACGACGAAGACAUCGAAAUGCUCUUCUCGGUCCGAAGAACAAAGCGGCCCAGAUUGUCGCAAGAACCGCCCACAUCUCCAAUCCAGGAUCGUUCGCAUGCUCAACGACUACCACAGACUCCCGCCCCGACGACGUCUCUCGCCCCAGGGACCUCUUCGCAUAGAUUCAUCGUCCCAGCUCCCAAACUUUCACUUCCAGCAGCACCCGUUGCUGAGGCAGGGAUGACCGCGGUCGCCAACCCAAUGGCCACUCGUCCCACGUUUCUAAUCCCUCGUCUCCCGCCUUCGCCUCGAAAGUUAGCAACACCGCUUCCCGAGACAUUUUCCCCGUCGAGGAAGGGUCAGAAGUACAUUCCCAACGGCCUGGCCUCGACAAUGCAAUCGUGGAUCAUCGAGACGGCGAGCACGGGCUACCAGGCACAAGCCAAAGAUACCAUGCCUUGGAGCCGCGACAAGGACGACGGCGUGAAAUUCAAACUCCGCAUCACGGAAACCGGCGGCGUCAGUGGGAAUAAUGGGGAGGUAGAGUGCUAUAAUGGCGGCUGGACUAUGGUCAAAGGAGAGACUGAUGUAGGGCUCUAUAAUGCGAGUAGGCUUCUGGAUAACGUAGCUGAGGAUGGUUCAACCUAUGUGUUGCUCGCGGGGAAAGGGGGCUCGAGGGGCGCCGGUGGCAUUCGUGUUCGGGUUGGGUCUGUUGUUGGCUUACGACCGCCUUUUUGGGAUAUCGACAUGGGCGUAGAUGGACGAAAAUGUGUAAUAGGAGUGGAUUGGUUGUUGCUCUAAGUGCACGGUUUCACGAUGAAAUGAUAGGAUGACGACAACUAGAGUCAAAUGUGCUAUGAUAUAUGAGGUUUGUUUUAAUUGUGUUCGUGCCCGGCCUGAAUCAAC
This is a messenger RNA of Aaosphaeria arxii CBS 175.79, 1493 nucleotides long. RefSeq lists its product as uncharacterized. Lineage: Eukaryota; Fungi; Ascomycota; Dothideomycetes; Pleosporales. The record is from RefSeq and is a predicted model, not a curated record. The coding region runs from base 87 to 1388 and encodes 433 amino acids. The transcript has a single exon.